GAGUCUUCAGAGCCAUCUUUGGGGAUGAGGGCUUGACUAAUCCCUUUGAUAACCUUGUGCUUAAGAUGCCUGGCCCAUUAGUCCCAGCACAUGUGCCGCCGGCUGAGCCAAAGAUCCCUGAGCCUCCCAUACCUUCAGCUGACAUCGCGAGCAGGGCAUUCAAAUCCUUCAAGGAUGUACAUCCGAGCGACGAGCGUGAUAUGGUCAUGGACCGAGCGGUGUGCAAACUGCAGCACAUCAUUUGCCGCACCGAUGUUGACCGUUUGUCACCUGAACUUGCACAAGCAGCCUCUUCCAAAGAUGCAACAGACGAAGUGUUUGGCAUUGUGUCUGCUUGUGUAGGUCUUCGUAGUCCUCACACGGUUGUGAAGCGCGCCAACGCGAUCCUUGCAUACUUGAGAUGGUGUGACAAGGAAGGUUACGAGAAGCCAUUUUGUGAGGAUUCUGUGUGGAGCUUCAUUUCCUACUUAAAGAAAGAGAAGGUUCUUGCGAGCCGUAGGAUUCUGGGCCUCAGUGCCCAGCUGGGUGUCAAAAAGAAAGCGACCAACCGAGCCCGGCCUCUCAAAGUGUCAGAGGUUCGCUUCAUGCAUGGCGUGCUAGAGGACGAGAGUGCACCAAUCUGGGACCGAGCCAUCUGUGCCUACCUUCUUCUUGCACUCUACGCAAGAGCCAGACACAGUGAUCUGGUUCUUGUAGAAGAAGUGAUAGCAGACUUUGAUCGCCAGUGCAGCGGAUACCUAGAGAUCCGCCUCAGAUUCCAUAAGACGGCACAAACCAUUGCAAAGAAAAAUGAUUUGUUGCCGGUUAUAGUUUCAAGCAAGGGCAUCGUGAAAGGCGACUGGCUGGGGUUGGCUACUGAUGUAUUUGAGCGUGUGGGCCUCACCUUGGAUGGGACUGUCGGAAGCGUGCCCGUCUAUGCUAAGGAGGAAGCCUUGAAAGCUGUUAGGGCUCUUGAGCCUAUGUGCCAAGCAGUGGCCGCGGGAUCGUUCCACCCAGAUGCUGCCCGAGCCUUGUACUUUACGGAUCCCCCAGCGCCAACUGUGGUGCCACAAGCGCCCGAGUUCAGGGCGGCUGUCAAGGCGAAGGUUGAAAUCAUCAAUGACUCAGCGUCCGAGCGGGCUGAGUCCGAGGGGCAGCACUCUUCAAGUGGCAGCGAAAGCAGCGAUUCCGAGUCACAAGACGACUCCGACUCGUCGUCCGAGUCAAUUGCGCCGAUCAAAGCGCCCCGCCUGGAAAUCGAGCAGUGGGAUGCCGCUGACUGUGCGGCCAAUUCCAGGACCAGGACCCUUCACCUCUUGAAAUUUGUGUCUGGAGGUGGAAAUCUAAUCGCCGCGUGCGGAAGGACCUCAGAGGUCAUGGUUCAAGCGGUACCUCGAAGUUUUGACGUGCACAGUGGACUGUCCGAAGCUCCUUUUGCUCGCCAUGUCCUCGUUAUAAUCGAUAGCGGUGCACACUUUAAAAGGCGUGCGGAUGAGGUCGGCCUCAGCAGUGCCGGGUGGACGAUCCUUCAGGCCCUUGGCAUUACCUCUGUAGGUAAGGCGGCGUACACCAUCACGUCGCCAGGUGAGCCAGUCACAGAACCCAUAUUCCGAGAUUGGGUUGCCGACAAUGCUGCAGGUAUGACUCUGGGUGAUCAAUCAUGCUUGAAAAGGCUCGUGUUCGAGUCCCAGACUCUGGUCGUUGCUGAGUUGCGCGACCAAGUAUCCGGGUCCCAAUCAUCUGCCCCUCGUCGUGUUCCCGAGGCUGAGCGCGACCGAAGACUGAAUGAUCUUAGGGCGGCCCUCCCAGGCAUCACGCUGGAGGGCGUGAACAUGCCAAGCAAUGCCCUGUUGGAUUCGUGUUGUCAGCAAGAGCGAGACAACUUGCUUAAGUACAUCCCGCCUGAGAAGGCCACGAGCCGCACCCAUGAACUCACGAAUCCAAGACCGACCCAUCAGGCGCUGCAGGUCGAAGCAUCCAAAAUAGUUCUCAAGAGUGACGCUGAUGCCGUUGAGUAUCAACCGGUCAAUGCGCUCCAGACCAUGGAGGCCCUUCGGCGACGAGGUUUGGCCAUGGUGUUUGCACAGAUGAUUUCAUAUGAUGCCUACGAUCGGUAUGUGAAUCGUCUCUUUAACCACCUGUCCCGUGACCCGCCGCCAGGGCUCAAUCGCGUGAAUGUGACACAAUUGGUUAACGCUGACAAGCAGGUGUUUGCACUGCUGGCCGAAUGGGGUGUCAAACCAAGGUAUCCAUUGCCCUUAUGCACCAGACUCCCCAAGGGCAAAGGCCGAGGCAAAGGUGCCAAAGGUGGUCCUGCGAUGCCCAAGGAGCUUGUUGACCUGAAGGCCAAUGCCACCACGCCUGAGGGUGUUUCCAGCCACACUCGAUCCGCAAGUGUGCUGCCGCCGGCGCUUGAGCGCCUUCGAUCCCCUCUGAAGCAGUUUUGCACCGUGAUUCACUCUUGUCUGAGCCUGCCGCGUCUCUUGUCGCAACUGGAGACCUGGCUGAUGCAUGCAAUCCCAUAUCCCCUCCUUGUGAACAGCACGCCCAAACCUUGCUUUCCCGCGGCCGGUGGCCUUUGGAUCGAGGGAGCUGGUGAAGAGGUUUGUCCUGACCCCGGGCAUCCCGAUGCCAAGGGACAUGUUCUGCAACUGCAUGAGCCGAUCCAGUUCGAUGCGCACCGGCUGCAUGCGACCUGCCCGUGGACAGGAAAUCGCACUGUGCUAGCAGCUUUCGUAAUCAAUGAUUUCCACAAGUUGGAUGCUCAGCACCGCCAGCUUCUUCAGCACACUGCCUUUCGCUUGCCAAGCCUGUCUACUGGUGUUGAUCACGUGGUCGUGGAUCAUGCUGCCUGUCCUGUGCUGUUGGCCGAUCUGACUACGCAAGAGGGCCAGCGUUUGACCAUGAUGUGGCUUUCCAGCCCUCAUGUUGUCGGUGUCUUCAUCGCUCCACCGUGUCGCACCAGCUCUCGCGCCCGGGAGAUUGCACUCCCUGGGCCUUCUCCCGCCCCGCUGCGAUCACUCACUUUUCCCGACGGGCUGCCCCAUCUAUCUGGUCUCAACCUGGCCCAUCACCGCAACCUCAUCAUUGCCGUGGAAAAUCCGCGGAGCAGUCUCUACUGGUCCACCAGCUUCUGGGCUGCUGCGGCCUCCUUUUGUCCUAUGCAUACUGAUUUUCAACACUGUGCCUUUGGCGGUCGCCGGCCCAAGUGGACUCGCCUUUGCCACAACCACCAAGCCUUCCAUGCUUUGCAUCGCGUCUGUCCGGGCGGUGCCUGUGCUGCCCAACAUUUGCCGUGGGGUCGUUCUGAAGACGGCUCCUUUGCCACCGCCGGUGAAAGCGCUUACCCGCCGCAGCUAGCCACCGCCAUCGCUCAAUGCUUAGUUACUUUUCUGCCUGAGGCCGAGCCCUCCCUUGCAGCCAUGAGGGCCACUUCCGGCCUUCAGCCCAAAGCUUCGGCGGUGCCGCCCCUUGUCCCCGAGCACAAAGCUGUGCUUGUGAUGACCGGCCCAAGUGAUGCCACUUCCUUGCCGACCCUUCGCGCCCGACUGCCCGAGCCGUGGUCUGACUCGCGCUUCGCGCCUGCUGGACCCGUGCCAGCCCACAGUCAAUUACUCCGAGCGGAUAAGAAGGGAAGUGAUCGACUUGAGUUGGCCUGGGGCAUAUCUUGGUCUCCAGAAGAGUUCAUACAUAAAGCGGUUCAAGCGGGACAUCCCAAAAAGUUUGACUCGCUACUGCCUUCCGCACUGAGCCACAGCAUAGACGUAAAUGCAAAAACAACGCCGGCCGAUAGAGCCGGCCUCAGAGCCGAAUGGUUUGCAAAGUGGACCAAACGUGCGGCUGAACUUUCGGGGGACGAAAAGAAGCUCAAGAGCUCCCUCCCCGAGUACGCCAGGAAGAUCGUCCUACCAAAAAGGAUUUUAUUGUGGCGUGAGAUUCUAGAGGAUCUCAAAUAUCCUGACAUUGGAGUGCUGGACGAAAUGCUUGAAGGAGUGCACUUGACAGGUCAGACCCCUUGCACAGGGGUCUUUCCUGGGGCCUUUAAGCCAGCAAAAAGGACUUCGGAACAGCUGCGCUCCAAAGCUAGUGAGUCCCGCCAGAAGAUCAUCGAUGCGAUCAAAUCGCAGGGUCACCUGGAUGAAGCGCUAGAGCAAAAGGUCGACGAAGAAGUGGAACUCGGCUGGCUGUCCGAGCCGAUAGACCCGGCCGAUUUGCCGGAAGACGCCACAAUCAGCAGGAGGUUUGCGAUCGAGCAGUCAGGACAGCAAGCACCACAGCAGUUUGUGCAAAUUGACAUGACACAGAUGCAGUUGCUUAUGGCACAGAUGGUUGAGACGGCGCAAGCAGCCUCGCAGGCUGAAGUGUUUGACGUGUCAUAUUCGGACAGCGACUGUGUCUGGACAAUGCCAGAUGAGAUGCAUGGAGCCAGAUGUGUUGGUUGGUUGAGCAGUGCACGGGAUUCUGAGUAUGCGAAGUGCAAGGCGCCAGCCCGCAACCGUGCAAGGUCAGGUAGGCGAUCACGACCGCCACUGCAGUGCGAGCCAAUGUUGCAUGCAUGCGAAGCCGCUGCCGAGCACCUUGUGACCCCACCUGUGCAUCCCCUUCAGAACCUCAGUGUGUGUGCAGUGUCGUGGGCAGACAUGAGCAACGAGAUUGAGGUUGUGGUCGACUCUGGGUCAGAUGCCUCAUGCUUGCCGCUGUCCUGGGCACACGUCGGAAGGGCUGAUGGAGCGAGCCUUGAUAGUUUCAGGGAUGCCCAGGGUCGCAUGAUCAGGGGUUCGCAAAUGCGUACGGCAGUGCUUCAGAUUGAUGGUGUUCAAUUCAAGGAGCGAUGGCUGUUGAGCAGUGUGACACAGCCGCUUUUCAGUGUCGGCAAGUUGCUCAGGCGGGGAUGGGACAUCAUCCACAGUGACGGUGUUCCUUACUUGACAAAUCCUGGGGGCACAGUGCGCGUGCCUAUGCACUACCGGCACAAUUCCUUGCAUGCGCGAGGCUCCAUCAUGAGCGUGGUAGUGUGUGCCAACGACUGUUUGAACGAUGACAGAGAGGACGAUGCGGCCCGAUACCACGAGCCCCAGGAAGCCGAGCUUGAUGAUGAGCAGGUGCGCGGCAACGACCAGCAGGUCGAGGUGCCCCGGAGUGCUGAAUCAGACAGCCCUGUUGCAGCUGCGGUGCGUGCGCUUAAGCUUGGCAGUGCAUGGCUGAACCUGGGUAGCCAAUACACCGAGAUGCAGCCUGGAAUCUUUGCUAGGCAAGAUCAGUCGGAUCGGUUUCUUGAUGUGUCAGUGCCGUUGAGCCACCAUGGAGUGGGCUUCCGCACGACCCUUCAGUAUGAUGGUGCCGAAUGGAAACUGAUUGAAAUCAACUGCUUGAUCAGCCUCUUCGAUGAUUUUGAGAAGGAGUUUGAGCCGAAAGGAUCACGCCACAUCAUCACCAUUGGCUCUGUUGACCCCUUGCAAGUAGAAAAGCUGUUUGAUCAUCAGCCUGUAGCGUGGAACGAUGAGAGUUAUGACGGCGAGUAUGCUGAUGCACCGCCCGAUGAAAACAUGCUUGAAGAGGAUGAAAAGGCUGAAGAUGUUGAUGAAGGUGCCGGUGUAGGACCCGUGUCCCUCGCCGAAGUUCCUUCGCAGGGUCAUGUUGUGGUCAAUGGGGUUGAACUGCAUCCCGGGUGUACCCUUAAGACCCUAAGGUCGGCCUGUGAGGUUCUUGGAAUAGGCAAGUCCGGAGGAAAGCAGACGGUCUUUGCGAGGAUCGAGCAACACUUGAAAACCCAGGAGUUGCUGCAACAACAUGCUUUCCAGACUGAUGGUGUGCCAUUGCCGCUUGAACAAAAGUUUGUCGAAGAGCCAACUGCAGAGCAGAAGCGACGGCACGAGCUCAGUCAUGUGCCGUAUGCCGAUUGGUGCCCACACUGUGUAAAGUUCCGCGCCAAAGCCGACAAACAUGUGUCGAGCAAACUUGAGCUGCGGGACGAUUCGGUGUGCAGCUUCGAUUUUGCUUAUACAGGACGGAGCAGCCCAGCUGAGUUUGAAGGUGCGUCAAAGGACAAGCUUGUUUGCCUUGUGAUCAAGGACUCCCACACUGGAGCGAUGCAUGCUGUGCCAACGCCAGCCAAGGGCGGACCGGUUGCUUUCAAGUAUCUUGUUGCCGAAGUUUGUCGGUUCUUGAAUUACUGUGGGCAUGAGUCCGUCACGAUCAGGUCUGACGGUGAGCCAGCUUGCUUAGCACUCCAGCAGGGCAUUAAAGCUUUUAGAACCAAGAUGGGGUUACGCACCCACUUGGAACAGACCGAGCCAGGUGACCACCAGUCAAAUCCGUCUGAACAGGCCAUUGAUAGCAUCCGGCAGCUUGCAGGAUGCAUUCUUGACCAGUUUGAGGAGCGUGCCCAGACAACUGUAGGUGCAAUGCACCCGCUGCACGGCUAUGCUUGGAGACACGCGGCAUGGCUUCACAUGCGAAUGUCGCGGCACAACGAUCUCAGUGCGUUUCAAGUGAUCAAUGGCCGGCCGUAUGCAGGGAAACUCGUUUGCUUCGGGGAAAAUGUUUACGCGAGAGUCAAGAGCAGUGUAAAAGGAAAAGCACGCUGGUGCAAAAUGCUUUGGCUUGGAAAACUUCCUGUAUCGGACCUGCACUUUGGAGUCACCGAGGGAGGAUUCAUGCUGUCCUCAAGGUCCGUUAGACGGUUGCCAAAGCAAUAUGAUUCAUCCUUGUGCGCCAAGCUGCGCGACAUGCCUUGGAGCCAAGCGUCUUUUCUUGCAGGCCAAGUUGGUCAAGCACGCAAGCAGAAAACGCUUGAGAGUGAUGAGGGUGCCGGAACCGAGCCUCAGGUUGAGCAGCAAGCCGAAGUGCCUUCGCAAGCAGGUGCGGCGGAGAAUCCUUUGCCGUUUCCGGGUCAUCUGUUGCCCGACGAUGCAAUGCUGCAAGAGUUUGUGCCACCGCUGCCCCGAGAGCCAGUGUUGCAUUCACCUGAGCCGCCCACGCCUGUAGCGGCCACUCCAGGGCAGCAAGCAGAAACGCCGAUGCAAGUUGAAACGGCCUCGCCACUUGUGUCGUUCGAUGAUGGGCCUGGGAUUGCUUCUUCGUCCUCUGGGAUAGCACGUCCUGCGACUGAGGAAGCAGGCGGGGAAGCUCCAGCCCGAAAGAAACUUCGUCUUGAUGCUGUUCAGACAAGUGCAUAUGACUGUGAGAUGUUCCAUCAUGAUGAGGCUCCAGAGCUUCUUGAUGAAAGUGCAGAGCAGUUUCUUGACUGUCAGGAUGAGUCCAUUUGGGACACCGAUGAUUGGGCUGAUGACUCAGCCAAUGCACCUGACAUCCCGAGUAUUUUGAUUAAGCCUUUCAGUGAAACUGAGCCAGUGUGCGAUGCAUCCGAGCUUGAAGCCAUUGAUGCUGCAGCAGAUUCCUUUGAGCUUGAGCGGUUGACAAAGGUCGGUGUUCUUGAACAAAGUGAGUCCUGGCUUGAAGGGCAUCGGACAUUGUCUUCAAAGUACGUUCGCACCUGGAGGCCCAAAGUGAUCAAUCAGGAGCGCGUUUGGUUGCGCAGAGCCAGGUUGGUUGCGCGCGAAUUUGCGCACCUAGAUCCGGGCAGGCAACACUUGUUUGCACCGACGACGACCCAGUGCAUGCUGAGAAUUGUUCCAUCGCUUUUCAUUCGCAACUUUGGGGACGGUUGGUCUCUACUGAGUCUUGAUGUGUCUGACGCUUUCUUGCAGUGCAAGCAACAGCAUGAUACCUUGACAAAAGUUGAUGGAAAAUGGUAUAAACUUUUCCGAAUGCUGCCUGGGCAACGGGACGGAUCUGCUACCUGGUUUCAAGAUUUUAUGUGUGAGAUCCGCGCAGCUGUUGCUGCCGAGCCAUUGGCAGAGCAGCCAGUGUUGUUUCGCAUCCCACAUGCGGAAGGCAACCACAAGUGCCAAGGAGGUGGAAUGGUGCAUGUAGACGACAUGCUUGCGGCAGGAUUGACCGCACGCCUUCAGGAGCUUGAGAAUCACUUGAAGUCAAAGUUCAAAGUGUCCAGUGAAUGGAUUCGCCAAGUAGGUGACGAGGUUUCCUUCUUGAAGCGGCGACUGAUCCUAGUCAGCCCCAAUUUGCUGGUUGUUGAGCCUGAUAUCAAAUAUCUUGAGAAACUCUUGAAGAUCACUGGACUAGAUGGUGCCAAGGAGCGGUACAAGGCGGCCCCGUUCCCGACUGGAGGCCUGCCGACAGACCUUUCAUCGGACCGCGAGCUGAACUCAGAGUCAGCAUCAAAGUAUCGCUCAGCACUUGGACUGAUCUGCAAUCGCGUGUCUGAGCAGAAAACUUCUACCCUUGAAAUGUUCUCAGACAGUGACUGGUCCGGGGAUAAGAAGACGCGCAAGUCCGCUGAGUACAACUCCCUGGUUGCUGGUGCGGCAACUGCCAUCCUCCUUAAGAAUUGCGUCAUACACUUGUCGCUUGGGAAUCGCCAAGGAGUCGGACGGACUCGCCACAUCGACGGAAAGCUGUUGUGGCUUCAGCAGAUGACUCAAGAAAAGAUGCUGGACAUUUCGCCGGUUGGAACCGCGGAGAAUGUUGGUGACCUUCCCACGAAGCCGCUAAAGCCGGAGAGAGUUGAGUUCAUCCUUGCACGGUUGAAUGUUCGUGACAAGGAUUGCGGCUAUGCCUUGGUUGGGAACGCCCAUUUGCUUGAUCACAGGACGCGACAUCAUGUGAGUCGCAUUGUGAAGCGAGGAGCAGUCAACCCACAGCUUGUGCUUCAGAUCCUUGCAUUGGCUUUGCAAGCAGAUUCUGUCGCCAGUGCCGAUGAUGAGCCCAAUACGCAUCGCGAUGACGCCUUGAGCCAGGGGACUGGCGAGCACGGUUACGGGGAGAUGUUUUGGAAUUUUCUUGAACAGUUGCUGUAUGCGAUUUUCUUGAUUGCUGAUUUCCUUGCAGAGCAUCCCAUGCCGAGUUUUAUCGUGAGCCAAUGCGUUAUCAUUGCAGUGCUGUGUGGUAUCUUCUUGUGCCGUGGAAACAGGCCAGAAAGGUUGCAUGAGAAGGCAAGUGAGGCAGCUGCGUGCAGCGAUGGCAGCGCGCCGCAGGUGAUGCCGGGUGUGUGCGUCAAUGUGACGGUCGAGGGAUGCUUCAACGUGGCGUGGCAGCUGCGAGCUGCACUGAUGCCACAUGCGUCUUUGAGGAUUCAAAACAUUUUCAAGAGCGCAUACAGGCAAAUGUUUGUGUCUCCGGACGACCUCAAGGAAGCUUACAUUGCAUACUUCAGCCACCGCGAACGCAAAGUGAUCGUACGGCAAAUGCUUGCGCUCCCAUUCGGGGCGACCAGAGCGGUGUUCUCUUAUUUGAGAGUGGCGCACUCUAUGUGGUACAUUGGGUGCUGGGCACUGAAGCUGAUUUGGUCACAUUUCUUCGACGACUUUCUGAGUCUGGCGACUCAGAUCGAGGCCAAAGCAGUUGACCUGGCAAUAUCAUCAUUGUUCAGGUUGCUAGGGUGGAAAGUCUCGGAGGACAAAGACAAGCCCUUUGCUGAGAGUUUUGCUGCGCUUGGGGUACGGGUUAGCUUGGAACGAUUUUUGCAAGGGGAAGUCCUGUUCCAUAACACGGACAAGCGCAUCUUGGAGGUCUCGGCCACGCUGCGCCAUGCUGCUGAUGAUCCGGCUCUCACCCAGAAGGACCUGUCGCGCAUUCGGGGUCGCAUGGUCUUCGCAGGGGGCCAGCUCUUCGGAAGAGCCGGCCGGCUAUGCGUGGCCGCCCUAGCUGGUGAAGGUUGCUCGACCAAGGCGAACCUUAGCAACGACGCAAAGCAAGCCAUGCUUCAGUUUGCCGACCUGCUUGAAGCCAAUUGGCCACGCGUGCUGAGAGAUGUGUCGGCAGAUCCAGUGUAUAUCUUCACUGAUGCCUCGUAUUCCGAGGUGAGUGGAGGUACUUUCUGCGGCAUAGGCGGAGUCUGCUUUGACCACAAAGGUCAUCCCCUUGGAUUUUUCUCCGAAGAAUUGUCCUGUUUCCAGAAGCGCCUACUAGGAGAGGGCAGGUCCAAGACCAUCAUCUUCGAGGCGGAACUUGCAACAAUCGUAAUCGCUUAUGUCUUAUGGAAAGAUUGGCUUAGGGGAAAACCUGCUGUGAUUUUUGUGGACAAUAACUCCGCUAGAGACGUGUCAAUCAGUGGCACAUCACGGAAUGAUGUAGGCAAAUCGCUUGCAUCACUUCUCUUAACAGUGGAAUCCUUAGCCAAAACUUUUUCGUGGUUCGCUCGCGUUCCGUCACCAGCGAAUAUCGCAGACACGCCUUCGCGUGAAGUGCUGAAAAGCUUCACCGUGUCAGGCCGCCCCGCCCCUCACUUCCCGUGCGAGGACAUCGUGUCCGAAGUCUUGGGCAUCUUAGUCAAAUAA
This is a messenger RNA of Symbiodinium sp. CCMP2592, 10337 nucleotides long. Lineage: Eukaryota; Dinophyceae; Suessiales; Symbiodiniaceae. The record is from the annotation of a GenBank genome assembly.